AUGGCUAGGACCAUUGGACAAUGCCUUUUGUUUGAUUCUUUACCCAAAAGAGGUAUCCUUUUGAUACUUGGGGCUAUGCCAAUUGAGGAAAGAGGCCAAAUGAAAAUUUUUAGCCGAGGGAUAUCUGACUCAGCUGGGGAGAAGACUGGAAUCGGCUGCCAUUUGGGGAAAGAGCUGAGAAGAAGCGGUCUUGUCAUUCUCUGUGGCGAGGAGAGCUUCUUCAAUAUCUUGGAGAAGGGAUUCGGCUUUGUCAUCCUCACCUCAAAGGAGCUCGGACAAGCCCAGAGAACAUAUCAGGUCUGCCUCUUGGCCUUGUAUUGUUGGCACUUCAUGGCUCCCCUCAAUCUCAGCUUUAUAAAGUGAACGGUUUUACCACUACAUGUUCUUUUUUAGUUGAUAUUUCUCUCAAGUAGUC
This is a messenger RNA of Phalaenopsis equestris, 415 nucleotides long. RefSeq lists its product as uncharacterized. Bases 1 to 363 code for a protein of 120 amino acids. The record is from RefSeq and is a predicted model, not a curated record. The transcript is spliced from 2 exons. NCBI's taxonomy places the organism in Eukaryota, Viridiplantae, Streptophyta, Magnoliopsida, Asparagales, Orchidaceae.